This is a messenger RNA of Drosophila bipectinata, 5436 nucleotides long. Lineage: Eukaryota; Metazoa; Arthropoda; Insecta; Diptera; Drosophilidae. The record is from RefSeq and is a predicted model, not a curated record.
CUAGAGUUUUGAUGCUCGGACAGGCCAGUGUUAUUCGCAAUCCAGCAGUUGUCGCGAUCGGAAGCAAAUCGGAAAAUCUCCCUUGGAAUCCUAAACCACGAAGGCGAAGAAUUUGCUGGUUGUGUUCGACGAUUACUCGACGUCGACGCAUUUCAAUUGGAUUCAGAAUUUGAUUUAUUGAAAUGUUGCCCUUUCGCUGGGGCCUGCUACUGGGCCUCGUAGUGCUCGUAGCGUGCGGAGCCAAUGGAGCUGCCAUCGAGAAGUCGGCCAGCAGCACAGUUGAGCUCUCGGACGAAAACGAUUUGUUGAGACAGAAACGAAGCGGCAGAGGCUAUUCCACGGGUCAGACCCAGUCGCAGUACUUAAACUUUGGUAAGCCCGAAGAGGACGGCAAGGCCGAGGCGGAGGCCAACGAAAAUGGUUCCCGGGCGACAGUCUCUGGAACUCAUGGCAUGGGCCAGGCCCAGAGUCAGUUCUCCUCGGGGGACUGCAGUGGCUGCGCCUACCAGCCGGACUACCCAUCCUCCGGUAGGAUUCUCGAUGCCAGUGGAGGGCCAGGUGCCUCAUCAAACCUUCCUGGUAAAGUUGGUCCAGGAGCUGUUGGACAACCCGGAUUCGGUGGUCAGCCAGGAGUUGGCGGACAGAGAGGUAUAAGUGGGCAGCCAGGAUUUGGAGGACAAGGUCAUCCAGGAUAUGGCUCCCAAGUCGGAGGAGGAGGUCAGCCUGGAAUCGGUGGAGGUCAGCCAGGAAUUGGCGGACAGACCGGAAUCAGUGGACAGCCAGGAUUUGGUGGACAACAAAGAAUUGAAGGUCAGCCAGGUUAUGGCUCCCAAACGGGAGGUGGAGGUCAGCCUGGAAUCGGUGGUGGUCAGCCAGGACAACCUGGUGUUGAAGAUCUAUCCAGCAUUGGAGGCGGUCAACCUGGAACAGCUGGCGGUCAACAAGGACCUCAACCAGGUGUAGGAGGUUUAAGUGGUGAACAGCCCGGUUACGGUGGACAAGCUGGAACUGGAGCUGGACAACCUGGGUAUGGAGGCCAGCCCGGAUUUGGAGGACAAUCCGGAUUAGGAGGGCAACCUGGAGUGGCCCAUCCUGGAUACGGCGGACAAUCAGGAACUGGAGUCGGACAACCUGGAUAUGGAGGGCAGACAGGAACUGGCGCCGGACAGCCCGGUUACGGAAGUCAAACUGGAACCGGACAGCCUGCUUACGGAGGUCAGACUGGAACCGGUGAAGGACAACCUGGAUUUGGAGGACAGCCUGGAACUGGACAGCCCGGUUACGGAGGACAGACUGGAGCCGGACAGCCCGGUUAUGGAGGUCAAACUGGAACCGGACAGCCCGGUUUCGGAGGACAGACUGUAGCCGGACAGCCCGGUUAUGGAGGUCAGACAGGCACCGGACAGCCUGGUUACGGACAAACUGGAGGACAGCCUGGAACUGGACAGCCUGGCUUCGGAGGUGAAACUGGAACCGGACAGCCCGGUUUCGGAGGACAGACUGGAACCGGGCAGCCCGGUUUCGGAGGUCAAGCUGGAGGACAGCCUGGAACGGGACAGCCCGGUUACGGAGGACAGACUGGAGCCGGACAGCCCGGUUAUGGAGGUCAGACAGGUACCGGACAGCCUGGUUACGGACAAACUGGAGGACAGCCUGGAACUGGACAGCCUGGCUACGGAGGUCAAACUGGAACCGGACAGCCCGGUUUCGGAGGACAGACUGGAACCGGGCAGCCCGGUUUCGGAGGCCAAACUGGCACCGGACAGCCUGGUUUCGGAGGUCAAACUGGAGGACAGCCUGGAACUGGACAGCCUGGCUACGGAGGUCAAACUGGAACCGGACAGCCCGGUUUCGGAGGACAGACUGGAACCGGGCAGCCCGGUUUCGGAGGCCAAACUGGCACCGGACAGCCUGGUUUCGGAGGUCAAACUGGAGGACAGCCUGGAACGGGACAGCCCGGUUACGGAGGACAGACUGGAGCCGGACAGCUCGGCUAUGGCGCUCAGACUGGAACUGGACAGCCUGGUUACGGACAAACUGGAGGACAGCCUGGCUACGGAGGUCAAACUGGAACCGGGCAGCCCGGUUUCGGAGGACAGAUUGGAACUGGACAGCCCGGUUUCGGAGGACAGACUGGCACCGGACAGCCGGGCUACGGAGGUCAGACUGGAACCGGGCAGCCCGGUUUCGGAGGACAGACUGGAACCGGGCAGCCCGGUUACGGAGGCCAAACUGGCACCGGACAGCCUGGCUUCGGAAGUCAGACUGGAACCGGGCAGCCCGGUUACGGAGGCCAAACUGGCACCGGACAGCCUGGUUACGGACAAACUGGAGGACAGCCUGGAACUGGACAGCCUGGCUUCGGAGGACAGACUGGAACCGGACAGCCUGGUUUCGGAGGUCAGACUGGAACCGGACAGCCUGGUUACGGAGGACAGACUGGAACCGGACAGCCUGGUUACGGAGGACAGAUUGGGACCGGACAGCCCGGUUACGGAGGUCAGACUGGAGGACAGCCGGGAACUGGAACCGGACAGCCAGGUUACGGAGGUCAAACAGGAACCGGACAGCCUGGCUACGGAGGUCAGACUGGAACCGGGCAGCCCGGUUACGGAGGCCAAACUGGCACCGGACAGCCUGGUUUCGGAGGACAGACUGGAACCGGACAGCCUGGUUACGGAGGACAGACUGGAACCGGACUGCCCGGUUACGGAAGCCAAACUGGCCCCGGACAGCCUGGUUUCGGAGGACAGACUGGAACCGGACAGCCUGGUUACGGAGGUCUAACUGGAGGACAGCCUGGAACUGGAACCGGGCAACCUGGUUUCGGAGGACAGACUGGUUACGGACAAACUGGUGGACAGCCUGGAUACGGAGGUCAAACUGGAACCGGACAGCCUGGUUUCGGAGGACAGACUGGAACCGGGCAGCCCGGUUUCGGAGGACAGACUGGAUUUGGAGGUCAGACUGGAGCUGGAAGCGGACAACCUGGAUACGGAGGUCAACCUGGAACUGGACAGCCUGGAUACGGAGGUCAGACUGGAACCGGCCAGCCCGGUUUCGGAGGUCCAACAGGAACCGGACAGCCCGGUUACGGAGGUCAGACUGGAGGACAGCCUGGAACUGGAAGCGGACAGCCCGUCUACGGAGGUCAAUCUGGAGUCGGACAGCCCGGUUUCGGAGGACAAACUGGAAAUGGACAGCCUGGAUACGGAGGUCAAACUGGAGGACAGCCUGGAACUGGAGGCGGACAACCUGGUUACGGAGGGCAAACUGGAACCGGACAGCCCGGAUACGGAGGACAAACUGGAAUCGGUGGUGGACAGCCUGGAUUUGGAGGACAGACGGGAACUGGAACUGGACAGCCCGGAUACGGAGGACAAACUGGAACUGGACUGCCUGGGUAUGGAGGUCAAAAUGGAAUCGGUGGAGGACAGCCAGGAUUUGGAGGACAAAGUGGAACCGGAACUGGACUGCCUGGUUACGGAGGUCAAGCAGGAAUCGGUGGAGGACAACCAGGUGCAGGAGUGCAGCCUGGCUAUGGAGGACAAACUGGUAUUGGAGAACAGCCUGGCUUUGGGGGACAACCCGGAGUCAGUGGCGGACAGUCGCUUAUUCCUGGGCAACCAGGCUUCGGAGGUCAACCAGGAAUUGGUGGCCAGACUGGUACCGGAAGUCAAGUGGGGCAGCCAGGCGGCAGCUCUCAAAUUGGAGCACCUGGACGCUACACAGCUGGAACUGGGGUCGCACCAGGAGCUAGUGGUGUUGGAGGUGGUCCUGGGUCUGCUGGAGUCGGUGGUGCUGAUGACGCAUUCUCGCAAGCCGAGUCCUCCAUUGGUGACGGCCAGGCGUCCGCAAGUGCUCAGGGCAAGAAGAACGGAGGCACAGCCAAGACGCAGGUCUCGGGAACCUAUAGUGCUGGUGGCACUUUCAGCGCCAGUGCCAUGACCUCGGACGCGGAUCGGGCUGCCAGUGCUCAGGUGACUGGAAACGCCGAUGGAGCUCAGAGUCAGUCUCAAGGCUCCGGCGGUCCGGCGCAGUCGCAGGCCCAGGUGCAGGUGGGCAAGGAUGGGGGCACCAAGGCCUCUUCCCAGAGUGGUGGCAUCAUCCAGCAGAGCCAAAGCGAGGUGCACGCCAACGACAAGGGUGGCCUGGCGGACGCCCAGUCCAGUGGUCCAGGACAAACCUCGUCGCAGGCUCAGAUUGGUUUCCGGCCCGGCCAGGAACAGACAGCAGCCAAUGGCGGCGGCCAGGCUUCCUCCUCUUCAGGAGCCCACUCGAGUCAAAGUAGUUCUCAGAUUCAUGGAACCUCCAGCUUUGGUGUUUCUUACCACGGAGCAGCUCAAUCCGCUUCAGGAACCAAGGAGCAGGUGGCCUCCUACAGGGAACAGAACCGUCAGCUCUUCAACACAAUUAGUCAGUUUGGAAACGGUGGCAAUGCGGUUACUGACCGUGCUGAUGCUGUCUAUAGUGGACCUGCGCUUACGGACGACUCUGAUCGUCUGCCGGAACUGCAAUUAAAAUCCAAAAAUAACAAAGAAGAGACUGAGAAGGGCGAAGAGAAGAAGCCCGACCAGGCGGAGCCCGUUCAGUACGACGACGAUGAUGAAAACGACGCCGACGACUACGACGACGAUGAGUACUACAACGAGAAGCCCAUCAAGCUAGAAGAAAGUCCCAAGCCGACGCCGAAGCCUUUGGCCUACACCCAGUCUUCUCCCACACAGAAGCAACAGGCUGUGGUGGCGGCAGCCCCUGGUGACAAGUACCAGGUGGUGCAAAAGCAAAACGACAAGGUGAACACCUAUACCGAGCCCUCAACCACAGCCAUUCCUCCGGGUUUCCGCGGCACCGUCAACGUGCAGAAGAAGUUCCACACCAAGGCUCUGGAACUGCCGCACAGUGGCAACAAGGUGGAAAUCACUCCCGACAACAAGGAGGAUGGUCCAGUUCGCGGGGACAAGCCGACGGUACGUGCUCCUGAUAGCUAUGUCACUGUUACCAAGUCGGUGACCGGCAGCAUGGACAACAGCAAGAACCCGCCGGAGGAGAACAAGAACUUCCAGUCGACGUACUACACCAAGUCCUCGACAUGUGGCUACUUCACAUUCUCCUGCAACAUCGUCUACGGUCCAAAUGGCCGGAACAAGAUCUGCCGCCCCAAGGCCCCCACCAACGGAAAGUGCUAGGGGAAGGAGGCAGCCGCUCAUACUUACCAAAAAAUACCCACCCAUAUUAAUAUUAUUGUAGAUCAGUUCUAAAAGGGGCUCAAGUGUAGUAAUUAGCUUAAAGACCAACUGCAAUCACAGCAGCUUCUUCAUAAAGCAUUUAUGUGUUUUUCGAGAAUAAUUUUAGAGUUUCACUGCCAUUUCUUCAACAUUUGUACGAUUUGCAACUGUAAUUAAUAUUUAAUAACAAACCAAAACCAAAACCAAA